This is a messenger RNA of Apis laboriosa (Himalayan honeybee), 3399 nucleotides long. It is a transcript of the gene Prp5, whose product is annotated as probable ATP-dependent RNA helicase DDX46. The record is from RefSeq and is a predicted model, not a curated record. The transcript is spliced from 7 exons. Gene Ontology annotation, molecular function: ATP binding; nucleic acid binding; RNA helicase activity. Gene Ontology annotation, biological process: mRNA splicing, via spliceosome. Gene Ontology annotation, cellular component: nucleus. The coding region runs from base 129 to 3221 and encodes 1030 amino acids. Lineage: Eukaryota; Metazoa; Arthropoda; Insecta; Hymenoptera; Apidae.
UUUGUAAACGACGGUAAAUGUUGUAUAUUUUGUGAUAAAAUUAGGAGAAAGUAGUGACAAAUGUUCUUAUAAGAGAAAUAAUUAAGUUCACAACAGUAUUUUCUUCGUAUUAAGUACCAUCGUCGAUCAUGGUUCGAAGUAGUGACAAGGAUAGGCAUCAUAGAAGACGAUCGAGAUCACGUUCAAGAUCUCGUUCUGCUACUCCUGAAAAAAAACGACGGCGAUCUAGGAGUAGAGAUAGGGAUAGGGAACGUGAUAAGGGACGACACAGGGAGAGAAGGAGUCGUUCUAGAGAUCGAGAUAGGGAUAGAAGAGAUCGCUCUGAAAGGGAUAGAGAUCGCGAUAGAAAACGUGGAGACAGUAAAGAAAAGCGUCUUACAGGCUCAAAGUCUUCGCGUUCAGGCAAAGAUCGGUCGAAUAGAUCAAGAUCCAGAGAGCGAAAGGAGAAAGAGAAGGGUGACAGCGAUGAGUUGCCGUUUGAUCAUACUAAAUUGGACAAAGAAGAAGAACAGAAAAGAUUAGAACUGGAGAUGCAAAAGAGGAGAGAAAGAAUAGAGAGGUGGCGUGCGGAAAGGAAAAAGAAAGAAUUGGAGGCAACUAAGAAAGACGGUAAGGCAUCCAUUUUAGCAAAUCUUCAGUUGCCUAUGAAAAAGUGGUCCCUCGAGGAUGACAGUGAUGAAGAGACACCUGUUGUUCAAAAUAGUAACAAGGAAGUCAAAGAAGAUGGAGAAACAAAAGAAGAAGUGGAAGAGGUUAAGGAAGAAGCUAAAGAUGAUGAGGAAGAAGUUGAUCCUCUUGAUGCCUUUAUGGCAGAGGUUCAGGAAGAAGUUCGAAAAGUGAAUAAACUCGAUAAUAAAGGCGGGAAGAAUGCUAAUAACGGUACAGGUACAGGAGGUACACAAAGUGGCGGAGUUGUGAUUGUUACUGGAGUGGCUAAAAAGAAAGUGCAAAAACAAAAAGGAGAAUUAAUUGAACAGAAUCAAGAUGGUCUUGAAUAUUCUAGCGAAGAGGAAGGAGAAAAUCUUCAUGAAACUGCAGCUGGUAUUGCGAAUAAACAAAAGCGCGAACUAGCCAAAGUUGAUCACGCAACAACAGAAUAUCAGCCAUUCAGAAAAUCGUUUUACGUUGAAGUACCUGAAAUCGCACGAAUGACACCGGAAGAAGUAGAAGCAUACAAAGAAGAAUUAGAAGGUAUUCGAGUGAAAGGCAAAGGUUGUCCAAAACCUAUUAAGUCAUGGGCUCAAUGCGGUGUUACGAAAAAGGAGUUAGAGGUGCUAAAGAAACUUGGUUAUGAAAAACCAACUCCUAUUCAAUGUCAAGCUAUUCCAGCGAUUAUGUCUGGUCGUGAUUUGAUAGGAAUAGCAAAGACAGGUAGUGGAAAAACGUUAGCCUUUUUAUUGCCGAUGUUCAGGCAUAUCCUCGAUCAACCACCAUUAGCAGAUGGCGAUGGUCCGAUCGCUUUAAUAAUGACACCGACCAGGGAAUUAUGCAUGCAAAUCGGAAGAGAUUCGAAAAAAUUCACGAAAUCUUUGGGGCUGUCUCACGUUUGCGUUUAUGGCGGCACUGGUAUAUCGGAACAGAUAGCGGAACUGAAGAGAGGUGCUGAAAUAAUUGUUUGUACGCCAGGCAGAAUGAUAGAUAUGUUGGCCGCUAACAGCGGACGAGUAACAAAUUUACGUAGAGUAACUUAUGUAGUUCUUGAUGAAGCGGAUAGAAUGUUCGAUAUGGGUUUCGAGCCCCAAGUAAUGCGAAUUAUGGAAAACGUUCGACCCGAUCGACAAACUGUACUCUUCAGCGCAACAUUCCCUCGUCAAAUGGAAGCAUUAGCAAGAAGAAUUUUGACCAGACCCGUAGAAGUUCAAGUCGGUGGAAGAUCUAUCGUUUGCAAAGAUGUUGAACAACACGUGGUAGUUCUCGAAGAAGAUCAAAAGUUUUACAAAUUACUUGAAAUUCUUGGUCAUUAUCAAGACAAAGGUUCCGCAAUAAUAUUUGUCGAUAAACAAGAAAAUGCGGAUACAUUAUUGAAAGAUCUUAUGAAAGCAUCUUAUUCCUGUAUGUCGCUUCACGGUGGUAUCGAUCAAUGCGAUAGGGAUUCAACGAUAUUAGAUUUCAAAGCUGGUAGAACGAAGCUAUUAGUGGCCACAUCGGUCGCCGCUAGAGGUUUAGAUGUGAAGCAUCUCAUACUUGUAGUGAAUUACGAUUGUCCGAAUCAUUACGAAGAUUAUGUGCACAGAUGUGGAAGAACAGGAAGAGCUGGAAAUAAAGGAUACGCAUACACUUUUAUCACGUCAGAGCAGGAACGUUAUGCGGGUGAUAUUUUGCGCGCUCAUGAAUUAGCAGGUGUCCCCGUUCCGGAGCCGUUACGUCAACUUUGGGAAGGAUAUAAAGCCCGACAGGCAGCGGACGGUAAAAAGGUUCACACCGGAGGUGGCUUUAGUGGGAAAGGGUUCAAAUUUGACGAAUCGGAAGCGGCCUUGGCUAACGAGAAGAAGAAGUUCCAGAAGGCAGCUCUGGGAUUACAAGACUCGGACGAUGAAGAUAUAGAGAAUGACAUCGACCAACAAAUAGAGAGUAUGUUGGCACCAAAAAGGACGGUUCGCGAGAUUGCUAGACCUUCUGCCACCAAUAUCGCAGUUCCUGGCCAACCUGUGCCAAGUGCAACCGAUAAGUUAGAAUUAGCUAGACGAUUAGCAUCCAAGAUCAACAUAGCCAAAAAUUUGGGAGCUGAGGCAAAGGGUGCAACGCAACAAGCGGCCGAAGCUAUACUUAAAGGUGCUGGCCCCACCAAUCUUAUUACAGCGAAAACGGUUGCCGAACAAUUGGCCGCGAAGUUGAACACGAAAUUGAAUUACCAACCUCGUGAAGAAGAUCUCGUCGAAAGCGAUGUAGAGGCUGGUGAACAAACGUUCCGUAAAUACGAAGAAGAAUUAGAGAUUAACGACUUCCCACAGCAGGCUAGAUGGCGUGUUACGAGCAAGGAAGCUCUUGCACAGAUUUCGGAAUAUUCUGAAGCAGGUCUUACGGUUAGGGGUACUUAUAUAGCUCCUGGUAAAGCACCACCCGAAGGCGAGAGGAAACUGUAUCUCGCUAUCGAGUCUACUAGCGAAUUAGCAGUUAGCAAGGCCAAAGCAGAAGUUUCACGACUGAUCAAAGAAGAAUUAAUUAAGUUGCAAGCGUCUGGCGCUCAUACCGCAUCUCGUGGUAGAUACAAGGUUUUAUAAGAAAAAAAAAAAAAAAAAAAAAAAAGAAGAAGAAGAAAGAAAGAAAAAAAUGGGAAAAAAAAAUGGUUUUUCGUUGUACAUGCAAUUUUACGCACUACUAUAGUAUAUUAUUUUCAUUGAAUAACGUAAACGAGUAAAAUAUUAGAAAUUUAUUAAACUUACAAAUGUUUAUAUAAAA